Molecule: messenger RNA, 1871 nt
Organism: Mercurialis annua (annual mercury)
Lineage: Eukaryota; Viridiplantae; Streptophyta; Magnoliopsida; Malpighiales; Euphorbiaceae
Exons: 5
Coding region: 88-1632 (514 amino acids)
Biological process (GO): transport
Cellular component (GO): Golgi apparatus; membrane
Source: RefSeq, a predicted model, not a curated record
AACAAACAGAUCUAAAACCCACACUGACACUCCCCACUUUCUCUCUCUAGCUUCCACUUCUCUCUCUAGAAUCACAAGCCAGUCAUAAUGUUGAGACUUCACAACUGUAUUUCAGUUGUGUCGGUUAUUACAUUUUGUUGGGUGGUGUUUGUGGAAGGGUCAGUUCAUGAUUAUAAUGGUGAGAAGUUUAUAGCUAAAGGUAAUGCCUUUGUUGUUCAUGGUGGUAGUGAAGGGAUUUACUCUUCCACUAGUAAAGAUCUUAAUGAGAGUAAUUCUGUUCUUGCUAAUGGGGAAGCUUAUAUACGUUUUGAAAAGAUCAAGUUCCGGAGACCGGAAGACUUUGCUAACUUUACCUCGGGUUCAGUACAAGUUAUCGUCUUUGAAGUAGAAGAUAGAGAGACAGUUGGAGGUUCAGCCUAUGGAGGUCAAAAAGCUAUCUGUUGUACAGGUGAUCUUGCUAAAUUGGGUGCUUGCUCACAAGGAGAUAUAAUUUAUCGCCCUUCAACGAAGAAUCCUAGCUGGCCUCAUGUCUUUGGUGUUCCAUUUAAUGAAAAUGAGGUGGUUGCCACCUUGCCAUCGAGAUCUAUACAGAUUACUAAGACUGGAAUGUAUAAUUUGUAUUUCAUGCAUUGUGAUCCUAAUCUCAAAGAGGUAUUCAUCGAGGGGAAAACUAUAUGGAAAAACCCUACUGGCUAUUUACCUGGUAGAAUGGCGCCGCUAAUGAACUUCUACGGGUCCAUGUCCCUUGCUUUUGUUUUACUCGGAGUAUUCUGGUUCUAUCAAUAUGCAAGAUUUUGGAGAGAAGUUUUUCCGUUACUAAAUUGCAUUACAGUGGUGAUAACACUAGGCAUGUUUGAGACGGCUCUCUGGUAUUUUGACUAUGCCAAGUUCAAUGAAACCGGAGUUCGCCCAGUUGGCAUCACUAUCUGGGCAGUCACUUUUGGCGUGGUUAAACGUACUGUUGCUCGUCUUGUAAUUCUCAUGGUCUCAAUGGGUUUUGGUGUUGUGAGACCUACCUUAGGUGGCCUCACAUCAAAGGUGCUUAUGCUUGGCAUGACCUUUUUCUUGGCCUCUGAAGUUCUUGAAUUGGUUGAGAAUGUAGGCGCUGUUAGUGAUAUAUCUGGGAAGGCAAUGCUGUUUUUAGUUCUUCCUGUAGCUAUGUUGGAUGCUUUCUUCAUUCUUUGGAUAUUCAAGUCCCUUUCAGCAACUUUGAAUAAGCUUCAGGCUAGGCGGAUGUUGGUCAAGCUGGAUAUUUACCGGAAAUUUACGAAUGCUUUGGCAGUAGCAGUUAUUGUGUCCGUGGGUUGGAUAUGUUAUGAGUUGUAUUUCAAGUCAAAAGACGUUUACAACGAAAACUGGCAGAACGGUUGGAUCAUCCCAGCUUUCUGGCAAGUCCUUUCGUUUUCUCUUCUAUGCAUCAUUUGUAUUCUUUGGGCUCCUUCUCAGAACUCAAUGCGGUAUGCUUACUCUGAUGACGUGGGUGAAGAGUUCGACAGAGAUGACAGUUCUUUGACACUCAUCAAGCCAUCCACAGCACCAUCGAAGGAUUUCCGAAGUGCACCAGAAAGUAGACCAGUACAAGCUAACAACGGUGCAUCUAAUGGCGAUCUGGAAGAAGACAAGACCGAGUAAAAUAUAUCGUAAACAGCAUGCAAUCAUACACGGAAGGCUUAAUUAUGCAAUCCCUCUUGGUCCUUGAAGCCAUUUUGAAAUUUCUUUAUAUAGGUUCAGAGUCAAUGGCUAGGAAAAAUCAUUUUAAAAUAUCCAAUAGAAGCUCAUUCUUAAUUUGUUGAUGAUGUUAUAGUGUAAUUGUCACAGUAAUUUGAUGAGUUCGGUCACAAAUGUUAUAGAAAAAACAAUUAAUUUGUUAA